Emiliania huxleyi CCMP1516 is the source of this 630-nucleotide messenger RNA. RefSeq lists its product as hypothetical. Gene Ontology annotation, molecular function: ubiquinone binding. Gene Ontology annotation, biological process: ubiquinone biosynthetic process; cellular respiration. Gene Ontology annotation, cellular component: mitochondrion. The transcript has 2 exons. NCBI's taxonomy places the organism in Eukaryota, Haptophyta, Isochrysidales, Noelaerhabdaceae. The coding region runs from base 1 to 630 and encodes 209 amino acids. The record is from RefSeq and is a predicted model, not a curated record.
AUGCCUGCGCGCGUGAGGAGCAUUGGCGCCAGACUGCCGGCGGCUCGCAUCCACAGCCGAAGCUUGUUCCUGCCAGGUCUCAGCGCCAAGGGACAAAAGUACCGCACGUUCGAGCAGCAGAAAGUUGUGCAGUUCCCCGUCCCGACCAUCUACGGUGCCGUCUCCGACGUUGCUCGGUACGCCGACUUCCUUCCGUGGUGUACCGCGUCUCGCGUGCUCGAAAGGCGGCAGGCUGACGGGCCGGGCGGGCCUGAGCCUGGCGCCCAUGCUGCUGAGCCGGGUGCUUCCGAGGAGCUCCUAACAGAGGUCGAGGUGGGUUACAUGGGCCUCGCCGCGCGCUUCGGCUCGACGGUGACGCUGCUGCGCGACCGGCGCGUCCACUCCGUCUCCGAACCCAACGAGUUUCUGGACUCGUUGAAUUUCACAUGGGAGUUUGCGCCCAUCGGCCCGAACCGGGCACGCAUCGACCUGCGGCUCGACUUUGAGCUGAAGAAUGUCGAGCAUGUCCUGAUGUGGGACACUCUGCAGGACCGCGUGGUGGGCGAGUACCUCAGCUGCUUUCAGCGACGCUGUGCUCAACUGCAGCAGCGCGAUGCCGCGGGCGGUGUGGGCGAGCGCCAGUGGGGGUGA